Molecule: messenger RNA, 865 nt
Organism: Carlito syrichta (Philippine tarsier)
Lineage: Eukaryota; Metazoa; Chordata; Mammalia; Primates; Tarsiidae
Gene: IFI35
Product: interferon induced protein 35
Exons: 7
Cellular component (GO): nucleus
Source: RefSeq, a predicted model, not a curated record
CAGGCCUCAAUCACCACUGGCUGGCGCCCUCCACGCCCUUCAGGAGGAGCAGGCCAAACUAAAGACCAGGCUGCAGGAGCUGCAGCAGCUAAGAAAGGAGCUCAGGGACACCCCACAAAACAAUGUCCCGUUCCCAAUGCCCGAGCUUCCCCUGGUAUUCCGAGGACACACACGGCAGGGCAGGGAAGAGCCCAAGUCUGUGGUUUCCAACCUGCAAAUCUGCUGCCCUCUGCCCGGAGGCUCCGCUCUGGUCACCUUCGAUGAUCCCAAAGUGGCUGAGCAGGUGCUGCAGCAGAGGGAGCACACGAUUGACCUGGAAGAGUGCCGGCUGCGGGUGCAGGUCCAGCCCUUGGAGCUGCCCAUGGUCACCACCAUCAAGGUGUCCAGCCAGCCAAGCAGCCACAGGGUGUUGGUCAGCGGGUUUCCUGCCAGCCUCAGGCUGGGUGAGGAGGAGCUGCUGGACAAGCUGGAGAUCUUCUUUGGCAAGACCAGGAAUGGGGGUGGCGACGUAGAGGUCAGGGAGCUGCUGCAAGGAAGUGUCAUGCUGGGCUUCGCUAGGCAUGGAGUGGCCCAGAACCUGUGCCAGAUCAGUCAGUUCCAAGUGCCCCUGGGCAGGCAGCAGGUCCCUCUGAGAGUCUAUCCCUACAUGAGUGGUGAGAUCCAGAAGGCUGAGAUCAAGGCCCAGCCAGUGCCCCGUUCGGUGCUGGUGCUCAACAUUCCCGAUGUCCUGGAUGGCCCAGAGCUGCACGAUGUCCUGGAGAUCCAUUUCCAGAAGCCGACCCGUGGGGGCGGGGAGGUGCAGGCCCUGACAGUCAUGCCCCCAGGACAGCAGGGCCUGGCCAUCUUCACCUCUGAGUCGAGCUAG